CGAGUAUGCUCUCCUACAACAUACACAUUCAAUACAGUUCUCAUAACAAGUGUAAUAUUUAUAAAAUACAACUACGUUGUUUACUAUUUUGGUUUUGGGAAAAGGUGAUAUUGGCAAAACACAUUAAUGUCAUAAUGACAUGUAACCAAUCACAGGCAAAACAAUGUUGCCAUGGAAACGGCGUACCAUGCAAGUGGAAAACAGUGAGUUCAUGAAAUGGUGCACACCAUCCUGUCAGAAUAAUGGACAAGUUUUACUUGGCACUGAGUUUUUAUCAUCGACGGAAAUGCGAGGAGUGUGCUGCCAUUUGUACGGAGUUACUUGAAAAAAAUCCUUAUGAUCAAGCUGUAUGGACACUGAAAAUGAGAGCUCUUACUGAACAAGUCUAUGUUGAUGAUAUUGAAGCAGAAGAAGAAGGUUUAGCAGAAGUUUUAUUUGAUAGUGACACUAUUGCUGUAGUUGCAAGGCCUGGAACGUCAUUGAGAACAGCAACAACUACAGCAGGACCUAUGCAAACAUGCAGGCCCCGUACACAGACCGGUCGCCCCUUGAGUGGUGUGGUGCGCCCUGGAACUCAAUCAGGCCGCCCUGGGUCACUUGAGCAAGCUUUGAAAACUCCUAGAACUGCAAAAACUGCUCGACCUAUUACAUCGCAGUCUGCACGUACUGUGAGAUUGGGUACAGCAUCAAUGCUCACUGAACCUGGUGGACCAUUUAUUCAGUUAUCUCGCCUUAAUCUUGGCAAAUAUGCUUCACAACCAAAUGUGGCAAGGCCAUUAUUUGAAUACAUUUUUUACCAUGAAAAUGAUGUUCGACAUGCAAUGGAAUUGGCAGUGCAAGCGACACAAGCAUGCCAAUUCAAGGAUUGGUGGUGGAAAGUUCAGCUGGGCAAGUGCUAUUUUACUUUGGGAUUAAUGCGUGAUGCAGAGCAACAAUUUCGUUCAGCAUUAAAGCAACAUCAAGUAGUGGAAACAUUCUUGCGCUUAGCCCGUGUAUAUGUACGUUUGGAUCAGCCUUUGUCUGCUUUAGAUGUAUGUAAAACUGGUCUUGAAUACUUUCCUAAAGAAAUAACACUCACCAUGGAAAUUGCAAGGCUGUUUGAAGGACUGAAUAAUAUACCGUUAUCUGUAAAAUAUUAUAAAGAGCUUCUACAAGAAGAUUCUACUCAUGUAGAAGCUAUUGCGUGCAUAGGAAUGCAACAUUUUUAUACAGAUCAACCUGAGGUAGCUUUGAGAUUUUACAGGCAUCUAUUGCAGAUGGGAAUUUAUAAUGCAGAACUGUUCAACAAUUUGGGAUUGUGCUGUUUCUAUGCACAACAAUAUGACAUGACUCUUACUUGUUUUGAACAAGCUCUUAGUUUAGCAACUGAUGAGUCUGUGGCAGAUGUGUGGUAUAAUAUUUCACAUGUUGCAGUGGGAGUAGGAGAUACAAAUUUAGCAGGUCAGUGUCUUCGAUUAGCUCUGAGUGCUGAUAGCAAUCAUGCUCCUGCAUAUAACAAUUUAGGCGUUUUGGAAAUGAGACGGGGCCAUCCAGAACAAGCUCGAGCCUUUUUUCAAGCAGCUGGAAGUUUAGCACCAUAUCUGUUUGAACCACAUUACAAUUAUGCUACAUUAACCGAAAAGAUGGGUGAUUUACAAACUAGUUACAUUGUUAUUCAAAAAGCAUUACAGGCCUAUCCUAGUCAUGUGUGUUCAAAAGAACUUUUAAAGGUUCUCCAGACACAUUUUUCAUUUAUUUAACAUUAAUUGUGUAUUAGUUUGAUAAUAUUAAAAUAUCUCUGUCUGAGAUCCUUGCAGAUUUAUAUUUAGUGUACUCCUUUCAAAUAAUCAUGUGAUCAUGACCUGACAUCUUCUCUUUUCUACUUGAGCUAUUGAGGACAUUUAAAACAUGUUCAAAAAUUAAUUUUGGUCCAAUAGAAUUGUAAGUUUUAUCAGUUGUUGUUACAAGCUCCCAUAAAAAACAACCACUUUUUUAUCAAUUCCUUAGAUCACAAAUUAUAAAUUGUUACUGUUGAUAUGUUUUUAUGAAUGUAAAGAUAUAUUUAUAGAAUUAGUGUUGUUAAAUUUGUAAUAACAUACGUAUCCUAUUUAUUGUAUUUGGACAUUGGCUUUAAAUAUGUAUGUAUUGUAUGUGUCACAAUAUCACUACUGAAUUUACUUCCAUCUAUUAAAAAGUGUACAGAACAGCAAUGAGGAAUUUUGAGUUAUAAGAACAUUAUUGAUAUUACAUCCCAUAAAGUUUAUUUAAAGCUGAAAGAAAUCAUACUUGUAUAUGUGCUACAAAAAUGUGAUAGUUUCUUAUACUUGACUAGAAUAACUACUAUUUACAUUUAUUUAUUACCUGUUAUAUAUCAGCGAAUAAGAAUUUUGUAGUCCUUUUUUAAAAAUUUUAUUUAAACACCUUGUAUGUAAAGUGUGCACAAUAAAGAGUUGUUGUUGUUAUUAUUGUUGUU
Molecule: messenger RNA, 2452 nt
Organism: Gryllus bimaculatus (two-spotted cricket)
Lineage: Eukaryota; Metazoa; Arthropoda; Insecta; Orthoptera; Gryllidae
Source: the annotation of a GenBank genome assembly